CAUAUACAAUACGUCCGUAUCACUACAUUGUAGCUUUAAGUGUCAGGGACAGAACAAAAUGGAUUCGCUUAGAAUCGUUAUUGUUCUAUUUGUGCUAUUGCCAUAUUUGAUAAAAACUGCAAUAUCCGAGUUUGCUGUGUGUGUAACCAAUAUAUCAGGAGUAUAUAAGUGUUGCCAGGACUAUACGAAUAUUUCUGGAACAUGCGAAGCAUGUAUCGGUUCGUGGGGAAAAAACUGUGAUAACAACUGCAGUUAUGGUUAUCAUGGACACGGUUGUCGUACAAAGUGUAACUGUGGUCAUCAGCAGAUAUGCGAUCCAAAACAAGGAUGUAUAGUUUCAACAUCUGAAAUCAGCUCACCUACAAUCAUUGAUGAUAGUAAUAUGAUUAUGGUAUCCUUACUAGCUGUGAGUGGUCUCCUGAUAUUACUGUUGUUUGGUGUUGUCCUUUUUUGUCAUAGAAAAGUGAGAGAGCAAACUAAAUCUUCAAAAAGAUGUUCAGUCACCAACUAUGAAGAUAAAGAAGGACAGGAAGACCCUAUAUAUAAUGAUGUCAGUGAAUCUCGUAUGGUUGGAAACGGCGUUGCUAUAUCGUCAGAUAUUUACGAUUUACCUCCUCACUUCUGUGGAGUGACAUAUUCAACGAAAAACCAACCCAACCAGUUCAAAGCACCAUUAACACGCUCCAGAACGGUGGGUCUAGAAGAAUACGGACAUUGGUACAGAGGUUCUGAUGAUUACAAUCAUAUUAAUUUUAACAGCGUAAAGCAGUUGUCUUCGUAUUCUACUGUAAUGACAAAUGAUUAUGACAUUUUCAAGCCAUCCUCAACAUCCCUUGAAAAUCACUUAAACGAUGGCGAGUGUUGAAACACACAAUUUAAAUAAAAAAAGAAACACUAAAAAGUAGUCAUAAAAGCGUCAUUCAUCAAAACAGAAAAUUAAGUUCUAUGGUCAAUCGUCCAUACAGAUCCGUUAAAUACUUCUGAAACAUCAGAAAAAAAAUGAGUAACGUUAAAGUGAAAAUAAACGAUAUGUUAGUAAUGUAUGUAGAUCAGCCUAAAUACCACAAACACAUCAAAUAUAUAUAAUAAAAAAUUAUGUGUUUUGGUCGAAUUUUUAUUCAUGUUUUUAUAUAUUGUGCUACGGUCAUUUGUUCUGAAAUGGAAAAUUAGAAGAAAAAAAAUAAAGAUUGGUUUGUCUGAUUUUAUACUGGGGUUAAAAAACAACUUCUCUAGCGUAAAGAAUUAAAGAUUAUGUUUAAAAAAUGACUUUCGUUAUUGUCGUUUGAUUUCUUUUUAACAUGACUUUUUUAAGUCCUUUGAUUUCUUUUUAACAUGACUUUUCUUAAACUGCAAAAAAUGACAUUGAAAACUAUUCAAAAGUUUAUAAAUGACAUCCCAUGAUUAUAUAUAGACCGAUAUAUAGACUGUAUGAAGUUUAAGAUUAAGGAUCAAAACAAUUACAAUAAUUCAUAAUGCUCAAACGUAAUCAAUUGCAUGAUCAUUUCGGAAUUAUUCAAAACAGCUUCCACAAUUAACAUCACAUGUAUCACCUAUAAUCGGAUCAUUUACUUUGCAAAUUAAAUUUGUGUCGACUUAAUUUUGGUCAAAGAAGAAUAGUAUGGAUAUUUUCAUUAACGGAAAUGACUGCUGUUAUGUACAGACUUAUGUAUUAAUUAUUUUUACAAAUUUUAGUAAAAUGUGAAGAAAUAUUAAAUUCAUGUAAUACACAAUGUCGUACAUGUAUUAGAAUAUUCCCCACAAUACAUUUAUUUCAAAUUGUUGUUGAAUACAAUUCAAUGCUUUAAAGGACUAUAUCUCUAUGAUUAUUGUAAUUAACGAAUUUGUUAAGGAAACAUCUAUAGUCAAUUUCAAGAAAGGUUAUCUUUACAAAGAUACAUAUGCUAAGUUUAAUAAUGACUUUUAAAGUAAUUCAAACUCAAGAUUUCUGAAUACUUUUAAGACUACUGACUUAUCUUGGCUGACAUUAAAAAUCUAUGUUUAUCAUAAUUUUGUAAUUUUUCAAAGGGUUUUUUUAAGUCCUUUUAGUUAAUUGUGAAUCAAAACUGUUUACAUGUGAAAGAUGUCAGCUUUACAAGAGCGUAUUUAUUCUGCCUUUGAUAGUUUAAUCUUUUUUACCUUGUAAAUUUUAUAAUUACAUCAAAGUACAUUAAAUAAAAAUAAACCUCAUUCAAGCUUUUUUUUUAGUGUGGUCGUGCUUUAAAAGUUUACAUAACUUAUAAGGAAGGAUGCAAAUUGUCAACAAACUAUAGGUUGAAUUAAAUUGGGAGUUUUUGAGCACAUCAUA
This is a messenger RNA of Magallana angulata, 2305 nucleotides long. Its product is annotated as multiple epidermal growth factor-like domains protein 10. The transcript has 6 exons. Gene Ontology annotation, molecular function: scavenger receptor activity. The record is from RefSeq and is a predicted model, not a curated record. The coding region runs from base 59 to 865 and encodes 268 amino acids. NCBI's taxonomy places the organism in Eukaryota, Metazoa, Mollusca, Bivalvia, Ostreida, Ostreidae.